This is a messenger RNA of Epinephelus fuscoguttatus (brown-marbled grouper), 5192 nucleotides long. It is a transcript of the gene cacna1fb, whose product is annotated as calcium channel, voltage-dependent, L type, alpha 1F subunit. Gene Ontology annotation, biological process: calcium ion import across plasma membrane. Gene Ontology annotation, cellular component: membrane; voltage-gated calcium channel complex. Bases 79 to 4713 code for a protein of 1544 amino acids. Gene Ontology annotation, molecular function: high voltage-gated calcium channel activity. NCBI's taxonomy places the organism in Eukaryota, Metazoa, Chordata, Actinopteri, Perciformes, Serranidae. The record is from RefSeq and is a predicted model, not a curated record. The transcript has 39 exons.
GCCAGUGAAACAGCGUCUGAAAACACUGAAAACAUCGAUGAGGAACACACCAACUGCUGCCAGGCCUGCUGCUCUCGGAUGAUGAAGAUCGGCUGCUGUCGGACGCUGCGUCGGUGGAAUCGAGUCUGUCGCAGGAACUGUCGCACUGCCGUCAAAUCGGUGACGUUCUAUUGGCUGGUUCUGCUGCUCGUCUUCCUCAACACCUCCCUCAGUGCCUCCGAGCACUACAACCAACCUGAUUGGCUGACACAAGUGCAAGACAUCGCCAACAAGGUGCUGCUGUCUCUGUUCACGGUGGAGAUGCUGCUGAAGAUGUACAGUUUGGGUCUGGCUCAUUACUUCGUGGCGUUCUUUAACCGCUUCGACUGUUUCGUGGUGUGUGGCGGCAUCAUGGAGACCAUCCUGGUGGAGCUGGAGAUCAUGCCUCCUCUGGGGAUCUCAGUGCUGCGCUGCGUCCGCCUGCUGAGGAUCUUCAAGGUCACACGCCAUUGGACGGCUCUGUCCAACCUGGUGGCGUCCCUGCUGAACUCCAUGAAGUCCAUCGCCUCCCUGCUGCUGCUGCUCUUCCUCUUCCUCAUCAUCUUCGCUCUGCUCGGCAUGCAGCUGUUCGGAGGGAAGUUCAACUUUGACGAGACGCAGACCAAACGCAGCACCUUCGACGCCUUCCCACAGGCGCUGCUCACCUGCUUCCAGAUUCUGACCGGUGAGGACUGGAACGUGGUCAUGUACGACGGCAUCAUGGCGUACGGAGGGCCGGUGUUUCCAGGGAUGAUCGUCUGCGUUUACUUUGUCAUCCUCUUCAUCUGUGGUAACUACAUCCUGUUGAACGUCUUCUUGGCCAUCGCCGUGGACAACCUGGCAGGAGGAGACGGAGACGACAAGAAGAAAGAGAAGAAGGCGGAGGGAGCGGAGGAGGGGGAGGCUGGAGUAGAAGAAGGAGAAGAAGAGGAAGCGAAGGUGGACAUCGAUGAAGACACCGAGUACGAGGAGGAGGAGGAGCUUCCUGAAGGAGAAGACGAUGGAGGAGUCCAGUUGAAGAUGGCCGACCUGGCUCCUCCUAAAGAGAAGGUUCUUCCAAUCCCAGAAGGCAGUGCGUUUUUCUGCCUCAGCAAAACAAACCCCAUCCGUGUGGCCUGUCACACUCUGAUCCACCACCACAUCUUCACCAACCUCAUCCUCGUCUUCAUCAUCCUCAGCAGCUGCUCAUUGGCUGCCGAGGAUCCAAUCAGAGCGCACUCCUUCAGGAACAACAUUCUGGGUUAUGCAGACUACGCCUUCACCUCCAUCUUCACCGUGGAGAUUCUGUUAAAGAUGACGGUCCACGGAGCGUUCCUCCAUCAGGGCUCCUUCUGCAGGAACUGGUUCAACCUGCUGGAUCUGCUGGUCGUCAGCGUGUCUCUGGUCUCCUUCUUCCUGCACUCCAGUGCCAUCUCAGUAGUGAAGAUCCUCCGAGUCCUGCGAGUGCUCCGACCUCUGAGAGCCAUCAACAGAGCCAAAGGACUGAAGCAUGUGGUGCAGUGUGUGUUUGUGGCGAUCAGGACGAUCGGGAACAUCAUGAUUGUCACGACGCUGCUUCAGUUCAUGUUCGCCUGCAUCGGAGUCCAACUCUUCAAGGGUAAAUUUUAUCGCUGCACAGAUGAAGCCAAACACACUCCUGAACAGUGCAAAGGGACCUUCGUGGUGUAUAAAGACGGAGACGUGAACCUGCCGAUGGUCAGAGAGAGGAUCUGGCAGAACAGUGACUUUAACUUUGAUAACGUGUUGAUGGGGAUGAUGGCGCUCUUCACCGUCUCCACCUUCGAGGGCUGGCCCGCGCUGCUGUAUAAAGCCAUCGAUGCUAACGGGGAGAACUCUGGUCCCAUCUACAACUACCGGGUGGAGAUCUCCAUCUUCUUCAUCGUCUACAUCAUCAUCAUCGCCUUCUUCAUGAUGAACAUCUUCGUGGGUUUUGUCAUCAUCACGUUCAGAGAGCAGGGAGAGCAGGAGUACAAGAACUGUGAGCUGGACAAGAACCAGCGUCAGUGUGUGGAGUACGCUCUGAAGGCUCAGCCACUGAAACUUUACAUCCCAAAGAACCCGGUUCAGUAUAAGUUCUGGUCCAUCAUCAACUCCACAGGAUUCGAGUACGUCAUGUUCGUCCUCAUCCUGCUCAACACCGUCACACUGGCUGUCCAGCACUACGAACAGUCUAAAACUUUCAGCUACAUCAUGGACAUCCUCAACAUGGUGUUCACCGGACUCUUCACGGUGGAGAUGCUGCUGAAGCUGCUCGCUCUCAGACUCAGGCAUUACUUUGUGGACGCCUGGAACUCGUUUGACGCUCUGAUCGUGGUCGGCAGCGUCGUUGACAUCGUGGUGACUGAGUUCAGCAGUGGGGAGGACAGCUCUCGGGUGUCGAUCACCUUCUUCCGUCUCUUUCGAGUGAUGCGAUUGGUCAAGCUGCUGAGUAAAGGAGAGGGGAUUCGGACGCUGCUGUGGACAUUCAUCAAGUCGCUGCAGGCAUUGCCGUAUGUCGCUCUGCUCAUCGCCAUGAUCUUCUUCAUCUACGCCGUCAUCGGGAUGCAGACCUUUGGGAAGGUUGCGAUGCAGGAUCAUACUCAGAUCAACAGAAACAACAACUUUCAGACAUUUCCUCAGGCUGUUCUCCUUCUCUUCAGGUGUGCCACAGGUGAGGCGUGGCAGGAGAUCAUGUUGGCCAGUCUGCCAGGUAAACGCUGUGACCCCGAGUCAGACUACGAACCAGGAGAAGAGUUCAGCUGCGGCAGCAACUUCGCCAUCGUUUAUUUCAUCAGCUUCUUCAUGCUGUGUGCUUUCCUGAUCAUUAACCUGUUCGUCGCCGUCAUCAUGGACAACUUUGACUAUCUGACACGUGAUUGGUCGAUUCUGGGACCACAUCAUCUGGACGAAUUUAAGAGGAUCUGGUCUGAAUACGAUCCAGAGGCCAAGGGUCGUAUAAAGCACCUGGACGUCGUGGCUCUGCUCAGGAGGAUUCAGCCUCCUCUGGGUUUUGGGAAACUGUGUCCUCACAGAGUGGCCUGUAAGCGCCUCGUAGCGAUGAACAUGCCUCUGAACAGUGACGGGAUGGUGACCUUUAACGCCACGCUCUUCGCUCUGGUUCGCACCGCCCUCAAGAUCAAGACUGAAGGUAACCCCGACCAGGAGAACGAGGAGCUGAGGGGGAUCAUCAAGAAGAUCUGGAAGAGGAUGAAACCAAAACUCCUGGAUGAAGUGAUACCACCACAUGAAGAGGAGGAAGUGACAGUCGGGAAGUUUUAUGCGACCUUCCUGAUUCAGGAUUACUUCAGGAAGUUCAGGAAGAGGAAAGAGAAAGGAAAUCUGACGGGAGAGCCAGACGCUACCAACCCGUCUGCUGUCCAGCUGUGUAAAGCCGGUCUGAAGACUCUGCAGGAUCUCGGUCCAGAGAUGCGUCUGGCUCUGAACGAGGACCUGGAGGAAGAGGAUGAGGCCAUGAUGGAGGAUGAAGAGAUGGAGGAGGACGCUGCGUAUGAGGGUGAAAAUGGCUUCGGACCAGAGAAAGAUCGCCGAGGCUCCAUACUGACCACGCCCACUGGUCCUGGCGGUGUGGUGGGCGAUGGCGGCGUGUCUAAUGGAGGUCUGGUUCACCGGGUUGGCUCUCUCACCAAGAUGCCAAAUGGCAGCGAACGUGAUGAACAUAUUCGCCGUGGAGACAACAUGAGGUCAUCCAUCAAUCAUCACCAUCAGCGCCGCCCAUCAGUGAGGAACGGUCUGCUGGACCACAAGAGACCGUCAUACCACAAAUACGCAAGGAGGGACUCAAGGGACAGGUACUGGAGGAACGGAGACAUGGAGGCGUACGGAGAGCAGGGUUACUACAGCAGAGAGGAGGACAACGACAGCAUCACCUCCAGAGACAGACAUUACCCUGAAGAGCCUCCUCUGUACAGAGACCACUACGAUGGCCACGCCCCCUACACCAACAGUAGCUAUGGUAACGGAUACAACGAGGGCAGGAGGACCACCAGGAGACGCCUUCUUCCUGCCACGCCCACAGGUCGGAAGCCAUCAUUCAACAUCCAGUGUCUGAGGAGGCAGGGCAGCAGUGACGACCUGCCCAUCCCUGGGACGUACCACCCCACCUCCCCUCCACGCCGCACACGCACACAGACCUUCAGCAGUUACGAGUCUCGUCACUCCUCCGGUCGCUCCUCAGCAGCCUCCUCGGCGUCCUGGGCAAACCCGUGUCCACGGCGUGGUCGCCUCCUCUAUGCUCCCCUCAUCCUGGUGGAGGAGGAAGGCAGCCCAACUUGGGGGGGAGGAGGAGGAGGAGGAGGAGGAGGAGAGGUGAAGAAGGGAGGAGCAGGAAGAGCUCCUCCUCCGUACAGAGCGUACACCACCCUCAGAGUCCCCUCGCAGCUCGGCGCUCAGCUCACAGAGAAACGAGGCUCAGCCGACAGUCUGGUGGAGGCGGUUCUGAUCUCCGAGGGUCUCGGUUUGUACGCCCGGGAUCCGAAGUUCGUGGCGUUUGCGAAGCGGGAGAUAGCAGACGCCUGUCACAUGACGGUGGACGAGAUGGAGUCUGCUGCCAGCGACCUGCUCGGCACCGGGAGCCACAGUUUCCUUAGCAGCGUUGCUGCUGACCCCGCCGCGCUCUACAGUGAUGAGGAGCCAAUCAGGACAGGCCAUGACGAGGACGAGCUGGCCGACGAAAUGACCUGUGUGACAUCAUUUUGAUGGCCUCUGGACCAACGACAGAUGAGACUGAGAUUAGCAUCAGUGAUUGACAAGACAUUUGACCAAUCAGGUGAUAAGACAGAGAGGAGGGCGGGGUUUAAUCAGAGUAAUACUGACUGACGAGAUUGGUGGAAAAGCGAUGGAAGAUGGCGGUCAGCAGAGUGUGACUCAGCGCUGUCAAGUCGUCAUUGUGACGUGUAUCGUCAGCGUGUUGCUGUGGUGAAGCUGCACAGAAUCACACUUUACCCACAAUGCACUGCUGCUAGUUUUACAGGUUGUGUUGUUUUAUAAGAAGGUAAACACAGUUACAGCUAACCAGCUAAAGGUUAGCACUGUGCUGCAGCCAGUUAGCUUAAAGAGGGAAUAGCUACACCCACGCCAACGAAGUAUCGACCACCAGCAGCUGUGCGGCGUUAGCACGCUCAGAGUUACUGCACAGACCACAGACUGUAUGUCAAGAUGGCCGACGCGCCUCCACA